Molecule: messenger RNA, 916 nt
Organism: Helianthus annuus (common sunflower)
Lineage: Eukaryota; Viridiplantae; Streptophyta; Magnoliopsida; Asterales; Asteraceae
Product: calcium-binding protein CAST
Exons: 1
Coding region: 223-783 (186 amino acids)
Molecular function (GO): calcium ion binding
Source: RefSeq, a predicted model, not a curated record
UCAACAUAUAAAAAUGUUUUUUCUUUAAGACUUAAACACGCUUACAAAAGCCGUUUUUCAUGAUUUUUCAUAUUCAAUAUUCAACUCUAGUACUCUCCUUCCUUAUAAAGUUAAGACUUGGUAUUGCUAUAAUACAUCCUUUAUAUACCUACUACCAUCCAUCCCUCAUCAUUUCAAUCCUAACUAAUCAUCAUUCCUCAAUAACAAAUCAUCAGCAGAGCCAUGGCAACACCUGAUGCACCAAUCACCAUCAACACCAAUCUUCUCAAGUCCUUCUCUAGCAAAUCCUUCCACCUCCGAUCUCCCAGCCUCAACUCGGUACGCCUCCGCCGCGUAUUCGAUCUAUUCGACACCAACCACGACUGCCUGAUCAGCCUAGACGAGAUCACCCGCGCCUUGACCCUCCUCGGCCUGGACGCCAAUUCACCCGAUCUCAACACAAUAAUUAGUUCCCACAUCCGUCCUGGUAACACGGGCCUCACCUACGAGGAUUUUGUGAGCCUUCACCGAUCAAUCAAUGAUCUGAUUUUCAGCGUGGAAGAAGAAGCGGGCUGUAAAGAGGAGCAGGAUGAGGCGGAUUUGAAGGAGGCUUUCAAGGUGUUUGAUGAGAAUGGUGAUGGGUUUAUUUCUGCAACGGAGUUGCAGAAAGUGCUCGGAAAGCUUGGCUUUACGGAGGCUAAUGAGAUGGGAAGAGUGAAACUGAUGAUCUCGUCCGUUGACUUGAAUCAUGACGGACGCGUUGAUUUUUCAGAGUUUAAGGACAUGAUGCGGGCCCUACAAUAAUACUAGUACUACGUUUGUAGCUUUGUACUCCAUGUUCUUGUUUUCAUUUCGUUUUUGAAUUUCGGAAUUUGUAUUUGUAUUUAUUCUCCUACUAGUAUUAAGCCACUGCGUUGCAGCGGUUGUCAUAAAACUA